AUGUCGACGUUUGAGGUGCAGGGUCAGUCUCCUCCUCGCUGCGGCCCGCAGUUCCCCAGCCUGGGCCAGGAGCCCCCCGAGCUCAGCAUGUACAGCGACUGCUACUACCCUCCGCCGUCGCUGCCGAGUCCGCAGCGCACCGCGCCGACCGCCUACGACCUGAGCGACUACGCCGCCUCCUCCCCGAACCCGUACCUGUGGUUCAACGGCUCCGGGAUCAACACGCCGCCGUACCUGGCCGCCGCGGGGCCGCCGGGUAACCCCGGACCCCCCUUUGUCCCUCAGCACUACGGAAUGCAGAGGCCUUACCUGGGUCCGGCCGGCGCCGGGGUUCCGGGAGGGGAGCUGAGCUGGUUCUCCCUGCCCUCGCAAGAGGACCUGAUGAAGCUGGUCCGGCCGCCGUACUCCUACUCCGCCCUCAUCGCCAUGGCGAUCCACGGGGCGCCGGACCGGAGGCUGACGCUGAGUCAGAUCUAUCAGUACGUGGCCGACAACUUCCCGUUCUACAACAAGAGCAAAGCGGGCUGGCAGAACUCCAUCAGACACAACCUGUCGCUCAACGACUGCUUCAAGAAAGUCCCGAGAGACGAGGACGAUCCAGGCAAGGGCAACUACUGGACCCUCGACCCGAACUGCGAAAAGAUGUUCGACAACGGAAACUUCCGUCGCAAGAGGAAGAGGAAGUCCGAUUCCCUCCCCGGCGCCGACGGCGGCUCGGGGGUCCCGGAGUCGUGCGACAGCGAGCGGGGGAGCCCCGAGGACUCGACCGGCCUCAACAUCUCGCCCGCGCCGGACCGGAUCCCCUCCCCGUCGUCGGCGGGCCCGGCGGCGGCGCCGUCGUGUCUCAGCAGCUUCCUGUCCGAGAUGUCCGGCGUGACGUCCGGCGGCGAGGUGGUGGGAGGCGACGGGCUGAACCGGCCGCUGCAGAUCAACCUGGACGGGCCUCACAGAACCACGCAGCCCGGCGGCUUCGGCAGCUACUCCCCCAACUCGGGCGGGCCGGAGUGGGGGCCCCACGGCCCGGCCGCCCCCGUGCUCUCCUCCUCGCCCGCCCACGCCUCCCUCGGCUACGCCGGCCCCGUCCUCAGCCAGUACAGCGGGUCCAGUGGGCAUUUCUACCCCACGCUGGGCUCGACAGGCAUCAUCUACCACCGCGAGGGCACCGAGGUGUGA
This is a messenger RNA of Pseudoliparis swirei, 1173 nucleotides long. It is a transcript of the gene foxi3b, whose product is annotated as forkhead box I3b. The transcript has 2 exons. Lineage: Eukaryota; Metazoa; Chordata; Actinopteri; Perciformes; Liparidae. The record is from RefSeq and is a predicted model, not a curated record. The coding region runs from base 1 to 1173 and encodes 390 amino acids. Gene Ontology annotation, biological process: anatomical structure morphogenesis; regulation of transcription by RNA polymerase II; cell differentiation. Gene Ontology annotation, molecular function: RNA polymerase II cis-regulatory region sequence-specific DNA binding; DNA-binding transcription factor activity, RNA polymerase II-specific.